Messenger RNA from Echinostoma caproni, 729 nucleotides. Lineage: Eukaryota; Metazoa; Platyhelminthes; Trematoda; Plagiorchiida; Echinostomatidae. The record is from the annotation of a GenBank genome assembly.
AUGAUUCAGGUCAGGUUCCCAAAGGAGGAGCAAAGUGUUACCCUGCUGAGUUUGCUGACAAGAGACGCUGCAGAUCGCGCAUUCCAGGUAAACGUCUUUGAUGGCGACGACCUGGAGGGCACGUUCGCCCAGUUACGUGAGCUGCUGGACACGCUGCUACAUCCCAUCGAAUAUCAGACACAAUUCCACGCUGCGCGCCAGGAUAUGGGCGAGACCACCGAAGCAUACGCGUAUCGUGUGAGGCAGCUGGUGGCGAAAGCGGUUCCGGGGGACACCAGCGAGGGGCAGGAGCGCAGCGCAAUAGAACGCUUUGUCGAAGGAGUAGCCAACCUUUCUGUGAAGAAGAGGCUAAUUACGAAACCCAAAGAAAGCUUUAACGAGAUCGUGUCGCUGGCGCGGGUGACAGAAAAGCUUCAACGGGCCGUUCAAAAACCUGACGCACAAUGUUGGGUCAUCUCCCAACAGCAGCCGCCCCAGCGCACAAACCCAUGGGCAUCGAGGCCGUAUCAUCAACCAGUGGCCGGGCGCCCUUACCUCCGAGACGGCGGUGGAUGGAGACGCUGGUCUAAUACCGAUGAAAGAUCCGAACCGAACCAUAGACAAGCGGUAAAUCGAACGCCUCAGGAAGAUGGAAAUUCGGACGACACCAAUUCGAGUGAGUCAGUUGUCCCUGCCGAUUGUUUGCCCUCUGAUAAAAUGUUUUGCGUUGACAUACACGUGGAAAGAUAG